Messenger RNA from Geodia barretti, 792 nucleotides. The record is from the annotation of a GenBank genome assembly. NCBI's taxonomy places the organism in Eukaryota, Metazoa, Porifera, Demospongiae, Tetractinellida, Geodiidae.
CCGUUGAAGGGCUUUACCGCGCUGGCGUGCACCUUGGCCAUCUUUCGAAGCGCUGGCACCCGCGCAUGCGUGACUACAUCCGGCUCAAGCACCAAAAACGCCAUGUCAUGGACAUGGACAAAACAAUCGAGGCGAUCGAGCGCGGCCAAGACCGCGGUGCGUGAGAUUGUUGCGGCCGGUGGCGAAUGUCUAAUGGUUGGCACGAAACCCCAGGCGCGAACGGAGAUCGAGCGCUUGGCCAAUUUGGUCGGCGCGUCGUACAUAACCUCGCGAUGGCUCGGCGGCACGAUGACGAACUUCAGCACGAUAUCUCGUCGCAUCGAGGCGCUCAUCACACUUGAAGAGGACUUCGCCAAAGGCGAGGUGCAGGCGCACACGAAACGCGAACUGUUGAUGAAGCAGACCGAAGUUAAGCGGCUCAAUAAGUUCUUCGGCGGCAUCAAAGAGAUUGCCAAACUGCCGGACGUUUUGUUCGUGGUUGGCAUCGACCGCGAGAAGCACGCGGUCAAAGAGGCCAACGAUCUAAAUAUCCCCGUAGUGGCCAUCGUGGACACCAAUUGCGAUCCGAGCACCAUUACGUAUCCGAUCCCCGGAAACGACGAUUCACACGCGUCGAUCUCGCUAAUUGCCCGCCAUAUCGCGGCCGCGAUCUCGGAAGGCAGAGAACUCGCAGCCGCCCGUGAGCGCGAACGAGUGGCGAUUCAGGCCGAACGCGACGCGCAGGAUGCGGCGAUGGCGGCAGCCCGAGCGGCUGCUACGGAACGGUCUAGACAGCAACGCUCGGAAAGCUAG